UUAAGUCUCUCAGCCCCGUUUUGCCCCGGAGUCUUUUCCUGUGGGGAGACUACGUGAGCACGUUUCGGCGUGAGACGGUGGUAUUCCGGUGUGUUAGAACAGCUUCCGGCGGGGUCUGGACGCUGAUGUCCUGCGUCUAACACCUUGUUGCACUCGAAGCUGAGCGAGCUCCGGAGGAGUGCGGAGGAAUUCACGUGUUUGCUGCGGUAACCUCAUCAGCCUGCCAAGAUGGCGAUGCAAGCGGCCAAGAGAGCGAACAUUCGACUUCCACCUGAAGUAAAUCGAAUUUUGUAUAUAAGAAAUUUGCCCUACAAAAUCACGGCUGAAGAAAUGUAUGAUAUAUUUGGGAAAUAUGGACCUAUUCGUCAAAUCAGAGUGGGGAACACACCUGAAACUAGAGGAACAGCUUAUGUGGUCUAUGAAGACAUCUUUGAUGCCAAGAAUGCGUGUGAUCACCUGUCAGGAUUCAAUGUUUGCAACAGAUACCUCGUGGUUUUGUACUAUAAUGCCAACAGGGCAUUUCAGAAGAUGGACACAAAGAAGAAGGAAGAACAGUUGAAGCUUCUCAAGGAGAAAUAUGGCAUCAACACAGAUCCACCAAAGUAAACGUUUUCUGCAUUUUCAUUUGGACUGUUUGAAACCCAUGAAUGACCCUUUUUUUUUUAACUAAUAGUGAAUGUUGUGAUUUCUUAUUUGAGAUUCAAAAAGACCUCCUUGAAACUUUGAUAUAUUUUAGAAUAUAUUAUGUUAAUAAACUUGUAACUUUUUGUAAAACA
Messenger RNA from Lipotes vexillifer (Yangtze River dolphin), 776 nucleotides. RefSeq names its product splicing factor 3b subunit 6 (gene SF3B6). Bases 229 to 606 code for a protein of 125 amino acids. Lineage: Eukaryota; Metazoa; Chordata; Mammalia; Artiodactyla; Lipotidae. Gene Ontology annotation, cellular component: nucleus; cytoplasm. The transcript has 4 exons. The record is from RefSeq and is a predicted model, not a curated record. Gene Ontology annotation, molecular function: mRNA binding.